Messenger RNA from Meloidogyne enterolobii, 864 nucleotides. Lineage: Eukaryota; Metazoa; Nematoda; Chromadorea; Rhabditida; Meloidogynidae. The record is from the annotation of a GenBank genome assembly.
CAGAUUAAAUUUUUCUAUUCAAUAAAAAUGUCGUUUAAACCAACCAAGGGUCUUUUGGUUAAUGACUGGAAGCGAGAUGUCAUUUACCUUGUCCAGUUCCCACGUACUCAUGUUAUUCCAAGUCCAUCACCUUUUGCACUUAAAUUGGAGACGUGGAUUAGAAUGAAUGGGCUUACUUAUAGAAAUGUAAGCAAUGAACUAACAAAAGGAUCAGCUAAAUGCCAAAUCCCUUUUAUCGAAUUAAAUGGAAAGCAAUAUGCAGAUACUAAGGAAAUAAUUGAAUAUUUAAAAAAUUAUUUCAAACUUUCAAUUGAUUCAAAUUUAAACAUCGUGGAAAGGGCACAUUCAAGAGCUUAUACGAUACUAAUUGAAGAGUCGUUAUUUCGGUGUGGGCAAUACUUUCGAAGUUUUGAUAUUGACUGGUUAUUUACAGAAGAGGGAUUUUUGUCCCAUGUAAAAGGCCUUAAAAAAUUUUUAAUAGGAAAAUUUGGACCUGCAAAGCUUAAAAAUACGUUAAAAAAUAUUGUUUAUGUCCAAGGUUAUGGACGCCAUUCAAAACACGAAGUUGAUGAGAUUGCCAAAAAAGAUUUACUUGCCCUUUCGACUUUACUUGGAGAUAAGCCUUUUCUUUUUGGAAGUACUCCUACUACAUUGGACGCAAUUCUGUUUGGAUUAUUAGUACAGUAUACAGAUACACCCACUUCAGAAGCAAUGAUGCCUUUUAUCGAAAAAAGUGCCCCAAAUCUGUUAGAAUUUGUUUCAUUAAUUAAAAAACGUUAUUGGCCUGAUUGGAAUGAAAUUAUUGAAAAGUUGUUGUUAAAUCCUGAAGAUAAUGAACAUAAAAAGGAACAAAAAUUAAUUUAA